AUGGCGUCCCUGAAGGCCCACUUUACCACAAUACCCGCCGCGUCGCCGGCGGUUGCGCCUUCACUUAAGUCUCCUUCGCGUGAUCUGCACUUCAACCGAGCGCCGUUCUUCGCCGCGCACGUCGCGUGCAAGGCGUCCGGCCCCAGCCCAAGCCACUGCGCCAGGCGGAAUGGUGCUCUUAGCGUCGCCGCCGUUGCCGUUCAAGCCGACAGUCCCGCGUCGGUGUUUGCGGACCCGCCGCUGGCGGAGGCGGACCCCGAGGUGGCGGCGGUGAUCGCGUCGGAGCGGCGGCGGCAGGAGGAGGGGCUGGAGCUCAUCGCGAGCGAGAACUUCACGAGCCGCGCCGUGAUGCAGGCCGUGGGGUCGUGCCUCACCAACAAGUACUCCGAGGGGCUGCCGGGCAAGAGGUACUACGGCGGAAACGAGUUCAUCGACCAGAGCGAGGUGCUGUGCCAGCAGCGCGCGCUCGCGGCGUUCCGCCUGGACCCCGCGCAGUGGGGCGUGAACGUGCAGCCGCUGUCCGGGUCGCCCGCCAACUUCGCCGUGUACACGGCGCUGCUCAAACCGCACGACCGCAUCAUGGGCCUGGAUCUGCCGCACGGGGGGCACCUGUCGCACGGGUUCAUGACGGCGAAGCGGCGCGUGUCCGCCACGUCCGUGUACUUCGAGUCCAUGCCCUACCGCCUCGACGAGUCCACCGGGUUGGUGGACUACGAGGCGCUGCAGCGGUCGGCGCUGCUGUUCCGCCCGCAGCUCAUCAUCGCGGGCGCCAGCGCGUACCCGCGCGACUACGACUACAAGCGCAUGCGUCAGAUAGCGGACAGUGUGGGCGCGUUCCUGCUGGCGGACAUGGCGCACAUCAGCGGGCUCGUGGCGGCGGACGUGGUGGCCAACCCCUUUGAAUAUGCUGACGUCGUCACCACCACCACGCACAAGUCGCUGCGGGGGCCGCGAGGGGGGCUGAUCUUCUUCCGGCGGGGCGAGAUCAACGGCAUCGACAUGGAGACGGCCAUCAACAACGCUGUCUUCCCCGGCAUGCAGGGUGGCCCACACAACCACACGAUUGGCGGCAUCGCGGUGUGCCUGAAGCAAGCUGCCACGCCCGCCUUCAAGGACUACCAACUACAGGUGAAGGCGAACUGUGCAGCGCUGGCGGCGCGGCUGGUGGCGCUGGGGUACACGCUGGUGUCGGGCGGCACCGACAACCACCUGCUGCUGCUCGACCUCCGCCCCCUCGGGUUGGACGGUGCGAGGGUGGAGAAGGUACUGGACCUGGCAGCCAUCACACUCAACAAGAACUCCGUGCCAGGUGACAAGAGUGCGAUAGUGCCCGGGGGCAUCCGCAUCGGCACACCGGCGCUCACCACGCGCGGCUUCAAGGAGGACCACUUUCACCAGGUGGCGGAGCUGUUGCACGAGGGCAUCAACCUGGCGCAGCGCGUCAAGGCGUCCAGUGACGAGGCAGUGCGCGCGGCAGGGGGAGCGGGCGCCAAGGUGAAGGACUACAUGGCGUACGUGCAGGGGGACGCGUGCAAGGAGCGCGAGGACAUAGAGGCGCUGAAGCAGCGCGUGACGGCGCUGGCCACGCAGUUCCCCAUGCCCGGCGUGGACAUUGACAACCUCGCCCGGAAGCGCAAGUCAGCAGCUGACGCUGCUACCGAUGUCCCGCGGGAUCUCAACGAGAUCCCGUACAUCGCAUGGAUCAACAAGCAGAUUGCGGCGGGGCGCAAGCCCACCGGCCCGCUGCCUGAAGGAUUACCGUCUCCUGGAGCGACCUCGUACGAAGCGCCGCGUGACGUGCCCACGCGCGGGCGUCGGGACGCCGACAGGGUUGCGUCCUCGCGCGUUGUCGACAGCUAUGCGCAGGACAACGAUGACGAGGACGACUGCGACUACAACGAGUACGCGGUCGGCACCGACGACGAGGCGGACUCAGGGGAGGAGCCGGACAAGGGAAUGUCUGACUCUGAAGACGACGGUGAGGGCGACGAGUCCGGGGAUGAUGCUGACGCCCCGGAAGAAACGCAGCCCGCUGCUCCGACCACGCGUGCCGGCCGUGCUAAGCCCGCAGCCCGUGUUGCCACCGCCUCAAAGGGAGGCGAGCCUUCACGCCGUGCCCCAAAGACCCGCAACCAGAUACCUGUGAAGCGCAGCGUCUGGUCACCGCUGGAGAGCACCAUCUUCGUCGCGGCCCGGUGGUUCAUGAGGGACGAACUCGAGUCCCUGCUCGGGAAGCAGGGCUCCCAGUAUUGGGCGCGCCUUGUGGCUCACCUGGAGAAGGAGAACCCGGGGUGGGUCCGUGGCGUCAACGCCGUCCAGAAACAGUGGCGCAACCUCGUCCAGGUUUACAAGCAGCUGAAGAAGGCGGAGAAGGCGUCGGGCAAGGGUACCGUUUGCAAGCCCCCGUGGUUCCCGUACAUGGAAGCGUUUCAGAACAACAGGGCCGUCGCCAACCCGCAUGCAGUGGCAGCAGGCGGCGCGACGACCGUUAACGCGCCGUGCGGCUUCACUGUGCCUUCUACGUCGGCGCCCACCACGUCUACUCCGACCUUCACGGCCCCUCCCCCGCAGUGCACCCCACCCUCCAAGCGCCCGCGCGUAGCGGAGACGGCCACCAUGGCGGCCGCAAAGCUCGUUUGUGAGACGAUCAAGGGCUGCCACGACGACGCGAUGUGCAAGCUCGAAGGGCUUGUCCGCGCCUGGAUGCAACAGGACGAGCGUAUUGCGCGCGAACGCCUCCAUCAGCCUGCGCCCGCGCCGCCUGCGAACACUCCCCACCAGACGACCCCGAACGCUGCCGAUGGCGGCAACGACGGAUGGUUCCGUCGCGGGCAGACUGGCGACGCUGAGGCUAGCCCAUAUGAGGCCGAGGAGGUGUGGGUUCGCGGCGCCGCCGAGUAA
This is a messenger RNA of Closterium sp. Naga37s-1, 2901 nucleotides long. The record is from the annotation of a GenBank genome assembly. NCBI's taxonomy places the organism in Eukaryota, Viridiplantae, Streptophyta, Zygnematophyceae, Desmidiales, Closteriaceae.